ACAGUUUUUGGUUAAUUUGACGAUACAAAGGAAUUCACAUUCAUAUAUGCUGCGGCAUUAAGAAUGAAAAAAAUUCAUUUAUUUUUUGAUUCUAUGUAUUAGCAGAUCUAUCUACCAUUAAUAAAAUGAGGUUGAGAUCAAAGAGAGAUUCUAUUAGCCUUCCUUCAAAAAAGCGUGAAUCAUGUUCAACAACUCCAGUUAAAGAGUCGUUGGAACAAAUCACAAUUGGUAGUUAUUAUUACGUAACAGUCAAAAAUAACUUAGAGGAUGAACAAAAUUAUCGAGUAGGAAAAGUUCUUGCUGUUAAAUUUAGUGAUGAUAAUGUUCCCGAGUAUUAUAUUACGUACGCGUUUUAUAAUAGAAGACUUGAUGAAUGGGUUAAAGCUGAUCAAAUUGAUACUAAAAGAGAGAUAGAUAUCAAAUUACCUAAAAAGAGAAAAAUACAUCAAGAUAACGCGAUUUCUGAUGCAACUGCUAUGAUAAUUGAAGAUUCUCAAGAUGAUUUUUUUACUACUUCGGGAAUUCAUGUAAAAAACAAAUUCUCACAGGGUGAUUCAUUUUAUAGUCAAGAAUCAUUUACAUUACAAAUACCAGUUUCUUCAGAAGUGAAUGAUUAUAGUGGUUCGAAUUUUAUAUGUGAUGAAGUCCCAAAUUUAAGAUGUUCAACUCCAUCAUCUUCAAUCACAUAUGACAGUUCACCUUGUAGGAUUAGUUCAAGCCCAAAAAUAGUCAAAUCACAAGUAAUUCAGAAUAAUUCACAAAUUACUUCUGGUGGUAUGAAUAAUAAACCAAUUAAAAUACGUGUAAAAAAUAUCAAAGAAAUUCAAAUUGGAGAAGAUCUGAUUGAACCUUGGUAUUUCUCACCAUAUCCUGAAGAAUUUAAAGAUGCACCUAUUGUAUAUAUUUGUGAGUUUUGCUUGAGUUAUUACAUGAGCGAAUUUCAAUUCAAACGUCAUAAAACGAAAUGUAAUUUAUUUCAUCCUCCUGGAAAUCAAAUUUACAAGGAUGAAGUAGAGAAUCUCGCUGUGUUUGAAAUUGAUGGAGAAAGACAACAAACUUAUUGUAAAAACUUAUGCUUACUUUCUAAGCUGUUUCUUGAUCAUAAGUUACUUGUUUAUGAUACUUUACCAUUUCUAUUUUAUAUAUUAUGUUGCUAUAAUGAUAUUGGGUAUUGUAUAAUUGGGUAUUUCUCAAAAGAAAAAUAUAAUAUGAAUAAUAAUCUCGCAUGUAUUCUUACAUUACCUCAACAUCAAAGAAAAGGUUAUGGUAGAUUCUUAAUAGCAUUUUCAUAUACAAUAUCAAAAAUGCAAGAUAAAGUUGGUGCACCUGAAGAGCCUUUAUCAGAUCUUGGUUUAUUAACUUAUCAGCAAUAUUGGAUAGAAGCCAUUACUGAGUUAUUACUAAAAGCUAAUGAAGCAAAUGAAGAAAUUUCGAUUGAUGAUAUUGCUUACCAAACUGGUAUUGCUCAAAAGGAUGUUCAAUACACUUUACACUUGAUUGGAAUUUGUAUCUAUUUAGGACAUCCUUGUAUAAAAAUAUCAAGUGGAUUAAUGGAAAUGGCUAAGAAUUCAAAAGUAAAAAAGCAUCGUACAAUUAAAAGUGAGUGUUUUGAUGAAUAUUGGGAGCCACCAGUUUAUAAUCCAUCUCAUUGUCGAUUUCUUAAUUGAAAGAUGGAAGAGUGAUUCAAUAAUAUAAAUCAGAUUUUCAUUAGGGUUUUAUAGCUGAAAAUUAAUAUGUAAACUUAGAAUUUGAUAUAAUGAAUUA
Rhizophagus irregularis DAOM 181602=DAOM 197198 is the source of this 1764-nucleotide messenger RNA. RefSeq lists its product as uncharacterized. The record is from RefSeq and is a predicted model, not a curated record. Gene Ontology annotation, cellular component: chromatin; MSL complex. Gene Ontology annotation, molecular function: transcription coregulator activity; histone H4K16 acetyltransferase activity. Lineage: Eukaryota; Fungi; Glomeromycota; Glomeromycetes; Glomerales; Glomeraceae. Gene Ontology annotation, biological process: negative regulation of DNA-templated transcription; positive regulation of transcription by RNA polymerase II.